UAGUUCAAGUUGCCAUAGCUGCAAGGCUGGGGAGACCAGAGUCGGUUGCGCCGCAGCAUUUGGUUAGUUGCACCUUCUGGGUCACCGGUAGCCGCGGGAGCCGGGUGGAGCCUCGGCGAUGAUCCGGCAUUAAAGACCUGGGGUCGUCCUCUGUCUCAGGUGGUUUGGGGAAAGUGUAGGGGCAACCAAAGACCAUCUACUUGACUAGGCCUUUUGCCCCGAACCUCAUGAAGAAAUGAUAGGAGGCAGACCUACGUGCCUAAGAAGAGCACUAAGCUCAGAAGAGAGCAACACGGAGUUUUGGGGGUGUGCUUUGUGUUCCAUCAGAUGCAGGAGUUUGAACAUCUUUUAUUGCUCAAAGUAAUUGAAAUUAUUAGUUGAAGACUUUGUGUGUAUGUACUGGUGAAACUCAUGCUGGAAAGUGUGAUUCUAUUUUAUUAAAAGUAUGUAAUCCCAGUGGGGGAUUUAUAUGAAUCAAUGGCAGAAUCAUCCAGUGAGUCAGACCACUUACACUUUCGUGACCGAUUGAGUCGAUGGACUGCCAGGUCAACCCACAGGGAAACUGGAAGUCAUCCUACAGCAGAAGUCACUGAGAAGGUCAACAGUAUAACGAGUACUUUACAGGAUACCAGUCGGAACCUGCGGCAAAUGGACCAGAUGCUUGGACGAUACCGAGAAUAUAGUAACGGACAGGCGGGUGCUAUAGAACAGUUAAAAGAAAGCUUGGAACAAUCAAUAGACCAACUGCGAAGUCAACGUUUAUUGAGAAACUCAGCAAGGAGAAGUAUUUCUGUUACAAGUCUGAAUGCAAGUGACCUCGAUGGUGGCCCUGUGGCAGACAGCCAUCGUUUUCCACCUACCUCACCUCUCAAGGACUAUGGGGAUCCACAGGGUGUUAAACGAGUUAGAUCCAGAUCUGGUAUCCAGUUUGUUCGAGAGCCUGCUGAUAUGGUCCAGUUUCAUGCUUUUCAUCAGUCCCUCCGAGACCUCAGCAGUGAACAAGUUCGCCUUGGAGAUGAUUUCAACAGGGAACUUUCCAGAAGAAGCCGGUCAGAUGCUGAAACAAAAAGGGCUUUGGAAGAAUUGACUGAAAAACUUAAUGAAGCCCAGAAAAAAGAAGUGAUUUCAGAUCGGGUGGAGCAGCGGCUUCAGGAAAUAGAAAGAGAGAUGCGCACAGAAAGAAAGGUGGUAGAAAGACGUCAGGAUCAACUGGGACUUAUGUCCUUGCAGCUGCAGGAGGCUCUGAAGAAACAAGAAGCUAAAGCAGAUGAGAAUGAGGGAGCAAUAAAAAAUAAGCUAAGACAAACUGAAACUGAGAAGAAUCAACUUGAACAAGAAUUGGAGCUAUCUCGAAGGUUAUUAAAUGAAUCAGAAGGCAGCAGAGAAACACUUUUGCUUCAGGUAGAAGAACUGCGUACACAACUUACCAAAGCAGAAGGUGAUCGAAAGGGUUUACAGCAUCAAGUAUCUCAGAUUUCCAAGCAACAGUCUAACCAUGAGGAUGAACAAGGAGUUGACUGGAGGUUUAGAAGAGGGAUUGAGCGAGAAAAACAGGAUCUGGAGAAGCAGAUGUCAGAUUUGAGAGUGCAGCUGAACUUCAACGCAAUGGCAUCUGAGUUAGAGGAACUGAAGCGGUGCAUGGAGCGAAAAGACAAGGAGAAAGCACAUUUGGCAGCACAAGUAGAGAAUUUAACACGUGAAUUGGAGAAGAGGGAAAAACAACAACUGCAGAUGUUGGAUGAACUUAAGGAGAUCCAGAAUCACUUUGACACACGUGAGGCUGAGCGUAAGCAUGCUGACCUUCAGAUCUCAGAGCUGACUCACCAUGCCGAGGAUGCAACCAAGCAGGCCGAGCAGUACCUCAGUGAGUUACAGCAGUCAGAGGCCCUGAGAGAGGAGGCAGAGAAGAGGAGAGAAGACCUGAAACUGAAAGCUCAAGAAUCCAUUAGGCAGUGGAAGCUUAAGCAUAAGAAAUUAGAGAGAGCAUUGGAAAAACAAUCUGAAACUCUUGACCAAUUGUCAGACAAGAAUACUCAGAUUUUAAAAGAAAAGGAUGAAAUGAAAAGUCAGCUGUAUGCAACGUUACAACAAACAGAGAGUCUUCGAAAGGAAUUGAAUGAUGUCCUAACCAAGCGUGCCCUUCAAGAGGAGGAGCUUCACUUGAAGGAGGAGAAACUAAGUGAUAUUAAGUGUCAUCAAGCUGACCUUGAACUAGAAGUCAAGCGUUCCCUGGAUACCAUUCAGAGACUAGAAAGUGAAUUGAAAAAGCAGAGUAAGACUCAAAGCCAGGUGAGAACUGAGAAAGUUCACCUAGAGGAAGAAAUUGCAGAGCUCAAGAAAAGCCAGGCCAAGGACAAAGCUAAACUUCUUGAGUUGCAAGAGUCCGUGAAGGACUUGAGUGCCAUCCGAGCAGAUCUUGCUAAUAAAUUGGCCGAGGAAGAGAGAGCCAAGAAAGCGGUGCUGAAGGAACUUUCUGACCUCACGGCACAGGUGAAAUCCAGGGAUGAAGAAACAGCUGCAGUCAUCACACAGUUAAAGUUAGAGCGCGAUGUUCACCAGAGGGAGCUGAAAGAUCUCACAUCAUCAUUGCAGAAUGUGAAAACAAAACACGAGCAAAAUAUCCAGGAGCUGAUGAAGCACUUUAAGAAAGAAAAGAGUGAGGCUGAGAAUCAUAUUAGGACACUGAAGGCAGAAAGUUUAGAAGAUAAGAAUAUGGCUAAAGCCCAUCGUUGUCAGAUGGAGAAGUUGAAAUCACAGUGUGACAGAUUGACAGAGGAAUUAAUGCAGAAUGAAAGUGCGAACAAAAAAUUGAAGCUAAAAUAUCAGUGUUUGAAGGACCAACUAGAAGAAAAGGAAAAACAUAUAAGCAAUGAAGAAGAGCACUUAAGGAGGAUGGAAGAGGCCAGAUUGCAGCUCAAGGAUCAACUUCUUUGUUUGGAGACUGAACAAGAAUCCAUUCUUGGUGUGAUAGGAAGGGAAAUUGAUACAGCUUGUAAAACCUUUUCCAGAGACUCGAUGGAGAAAUUGAAAGUUUUUUCUUCUGGUUCUGAUACACAUUAUGACCCACAUCGCUGGUUAGCAGAAAGCAAGACUAAACUUCAGUGGCUCUGUGAGGAACUGAAAGAGAGAGAAAGCAGAGAGAAAAAUCUGCGACACCAGCUCAUGCUCUCCAGACAACAACUCAGGGAUCUGACCGACAACAAGGAAGCUGAGCUCCAGUGUCUGUUUCAACAGAUAGAAAGGCAGGAGCAGCUUCUGGAAGAAAUACAUCGGGAGAAGAGAGAUCUGCAGGAAGAGACCCAAAGAAAAGAUGAAGAAAUGGGAUCUCUGCAGGAACGUGUAAUUGCAUUAGAAACGAGUACCCGAGUGGCCUUGGACCAUCUGGAGUCUGUGCCUGAGAAACUGAGCCUACUAGAGGAUUUCAAAGACUUCAGAGAUACCCACAGUUCAUCUGAGAGAAUUGAUGGGAGAUAUUCUAAAUACAGAGUUCACAGAGAUUCUCUUCAGCAUCACCAAGAUGACAACAAGUACAGAAACAAAAGUUUCAAAGAUGACAGAACCUUUGCGGAUGGUUCCUACACUCGUGAGUUAGAUCUCUCACCCUCUUGGCAGGACCGUAGUCGCUUCCUGUCUAGUCCACGAUAUUCACACUUGAACUCAUUUUCCAAAAGAACUGUUGCUCCAGAUUCAGCUUCAAUCAAGGAAGAUGCCACAAGUUUACCAAUGAAUGGAACAAGUCCACAAUCCAAAAAUGAGGAAUAUGAGAGCUAAAAAAGCAAACUUAGUUACUUUACAUGAGUGUUUUACAAAUAAUAACAUCUGUUCUUGCAGCGGUUCGGCCCAGAUUAUCUAACAGACAUACCUGCAGUUUCAGCUCUUCGGUAUUGCCAAGCACUGAAUAAAAUGACGAUACGGUGGUCUUUGUAAAUGAUAUGAGUCAAACCAAUCCAAAUAAUAUCAGCUUCUGAAUGACAUGCAGCUAAUUUAUUGGCAACUUAUAUGAGCACAGAAAGAGUGAUAUUUUUCACUUUGCAAUUUCCUUUUUAAGCAUGGUCAGUCACAUUUUCCUGACCAAAAUUUGGAUUUAUAAUUGAGGCCUUUCAAAAAUUACUGGCUAAAAAAGGAGGAAAAUGAGAUCCCCUCGAGGCAAAAGUGGCCAGCACUUUAGAUUCAGGGAGCAUUUAUAUACAAUUGAUUUUUAAUAAAUGCAUUCUCCCUAAUAAAUUAUCAUGUGUUAUAACAUGUCAUGGAGAUAUGCAUAUAUAAUACUAGACAGUCUACUUUAUAAAUGCUCAGGAUUGUUACAUCCAUCAUCUCAGCAGUCUUUUACUACAUGCGGUAACUUAAAAUUAUUUCCAAUCAUCCAUUUUUAAUAGCCAUAAAGAAUUUAUAAAUGAUAUCUGAAUUGUAACGCAUUGUAAAGAAUUCAUAGCACAAUUUAUUUAUUUAUCUUUGGGUGGCCAAAUAUCCCACUUUGAUGACUUCAGUCGUAAUCUGCACCAUCUUUGGUUUACUGUAACCAAAAUCACAGCACCAAACUCCUAUGUCCAUGAGAUUUACUCUGCAAGAGUUAUCGUAUAAUUUGGUACUGUCUGCUUCUAGCAUCCCAGCUUUUUUGGACAUCAAAGUGUUUUUGAGAAUUCUUCCCUUUACAUGCUGACCUACCAAUGGAGAAAGAUUUAUAUUAAAUGCUAAAGAAUGGCAAACUUCGAGGAACUGAAUCUUACUGGGCCAUUGUGGGAAGAUUCUGCACAGAAACAAGGACAAUAAAGCAAUACCUUUGUAAAGGGCAUUAUAUUUUGUGUUUGUCAAAGUAUAUUUGCUUGUCAGAUUUCUCACGUUUCAUAAAGAUGCUUCUAUUUA
This is a messenger RNA of Lemur catta (Ring-tailed lemur), 4863 nucleotides long. RefSeq names its product centrosomal protein 128 (gene CEP128). NCBI's taxonomy places the organism in Eukaryota, Metazoa, Chordata, Mammalia, Primates, Lemuridae. Bases 478 to 3771 code for a protein of 1097 amino acids. The record is from RefSeq and is a predicted model, not a curated record. The transcript is spliced from 26 exons.